AUGCCGCUCCAGAGGCGACACGGCCAGCCCGACAGGAGUACUGGGUGCCAAGAAGGGAGAGCGUGGCAGCGAGCAGCGAGCAUGUCGCGGCGACGAGACGAAACGACGUUGGCCGUUCCCGUCAAGCUGGGAUCUGGUGUCAUUUUAACCUCACAUCCUGCUGUCCUGACCCGUCCUGGGCCGUCCUUGGCGUUGUGCUGGAUGCGGGCGUCGGAGUCUUGGGAGCAGUCUGGGCAUGAUUUCUCGGCGGGCGCCAGGGGCCUUUUCUGGGUUCUCCUGGGCACCGAACAGCGACUACGGGUAAACAACCGCGCCCCGUCCGCUCCGUCGUGGCUUGGCGCCCAGACCGAUCAGCGCUAG
Molecule: messenger RNA, 360 nt
Organism: Thermochaetoides thermophila DSM 1495
Lineage: Eukaryota; Fungi; Ascomycota; Sordariomycetes; Sordariales; Chaetomiaceae
Exons: 2
Coding region: 1-360 (119 amino acids)
Source: RefSeq, a predicted model, not a curated record